Molecule: messenger RNA, 1185 nt
Organism: Fusarium vanettenii 77-13-4
Lineage: Eukaryota; Fungi; Ascomycota; Sordariomycetes; Hypocreales; Nectriaceae
Exons: 4
Molecular function (GO): oxidoreductase activity
Source: RefSeq, a predicted model, not a curated record
ACCCCAGCCGCCCCGGCUCCUCCUGGACAGCCUGAUAUCGCAUACGCUCCAGACUACGCCAAGUUCCAAGCGCGCCAAGCUCAAAGACUCAAGUCCGAAACCUUGCCUUCGACUCUUCCUGAGGGAUUUCCAACCCAGUUGACGGGCGAUCUGGUCUGGGAUGGAGAAUCAGUUGCUCAAUCUUAUGAUUGGGCGUAUGUUCUGUCCCCGGACCAGACGAAUGAGAUUGAUCAAGCAUUGAAACAUUUCCAAGCUCUCGAUAUCCCUCUUGGUCAGAUCUCUCCUGAAACCUUCCCUCUGCCUCAAUUGCAUGCCGAGCUACGCAAACUUUCAGAUGAGCUCCACACAGGACAUGGCUUCUUUGUGAUUCGCGGUCUCGAUGUUGACAAGUACAGCCGACAAGAGAACAUCAUCAUCUAUGUUGGAAUCUCUUCACACAUCGCAGGCCAACGAGGGCGCCAGGACAGCAAGUUCAACGGCAAGCCUGCUGAUGUCGUCCUGACUCACAUCAAGGAUCUUAGCUCGGGUCAGGAGAAGGGCGCGAUUGGAAGCCCGGCAUACACGACUGACAAGCAAGUCUUUCACACCGAUACUGGAGACAUCGUCUCCCUCUUCUGUCUUGAGACUGCCUUGGAAGGUGGAGCUAGUAGACUGGCCAGCACAUGGCGCGUCUACAAUGAGAUUGCCAAAACUCGACCUGACCUGAUUCAUACACUCUCUCAGAACUGGGACGUUGAAAUCUUCACAAACGCGGACAAGAAGUUUGCUACACGGCCACUUCUCUAUCACCAAAAGGCUACGGCGACGACCCCAGAGAGGGUGGCCUUGCAGUAUGCCCGCCGAUACUUUGUCGGAUUCGGAGCCCUCCCACGAAGCCACGACAUUCCUCCCAUCACUGAAGCUCAAGCUGAAGCUCUGGAUACUCUUCACUUCCUUGGAGAAAAGUUGAGCGUUUCGACCAAUUUCCAAAAAGGCGACAUGCAAUACGUCAACAACCUGGCCGUCUUUCAUGCUCGAGAUGGCUUUACGGAUUCGCCGACCCAACAGCGACAUCUUCUGCGGCUCUGGCUUCGAGACCCAAAGAAUGCAUGGGAAACUCCAGAGGCUCUGAAAUCGCGGUGGGCGGAAUUAUACGAUGGUGUUACGGCAGAGGCUGAGGUUUUCCCGUCGGAGCCUUAUAUCCGG